Molecule: messenger RNA, 1442 nt
Organism: Melitaea cinxia (Glanville fritillary)
Lineage: Eukaryota; Metazoa; Arthropoda; Insecta; Lepidoptera; Nymphalidae
Exons: 6
Coding region: 26-1066 (346 amino acids)
Cellular component (GO): nucleus
Source: RefSeq, a predicted model, not a curated record
UGUAAUUUGAUAUUUAUUGAUAAAUAUGAGUAGUGGGUCCAACAGAAUGGAUCCCAACCUUACCGGUUUAUGGGUUAAUUUCUUUACGGCUGCUGGUAUACCGUCAGAGGUGGCAGCUACGUAUGCCCUCACGUUCACAGAAAACAGAAUCCAGAACGACAUGCUUCUGGAUCUAAAUAAGGAAUACCUCAGAGACAUGGGUAUCACGAGAAUGGGUGAUAUAAUUGCUAUACUAAGGCACGCCAAGCAAGUCCAUGAAAGUACAGCAAGGGAUCGAGUGCUGAGCACUGCAACGGUUAACAAUAAAGUACCAGUAGCUGCAGUGACUGGCCGCUCCACAGUGGCUCAACCAUCUUCUCCAGCAAGUCGCAUUUUGGAGCACUACACUCGAAACUCGCAGGUGCAGGAAACUUCGCCAGUGAGCGCUGCACCGCAAAAGAGAAAAUCAAAUGAAAUGGUUACGGAUGACUGUAAUAUAAAGCAAGCUCGUCUCAUCCGUUUUGGUAGUCCUCCAAAGGCUACCAAAGUAGAAAAAGAAGCGCAACAAAACAAAACAGUAUUCGCCCGCCUAGGUAACUCGGAACCCGUAAAAGCAGUACCACAAAAAGCAGUGAACAAACAGGUAUUCUCCAGGCUUGGGAACAAGGACUUGGAAAAAGAUCAAAUCGUUCCUAUUCAGAAAGAUGCUUUGAAAUAUGAGGGUAUAUUGAAAAGUGCUCCGCCUACAAAGAAAGUAUUUACAGUAACCACAUCGAUAAAUAAUGUACGAAAGAUAGCAGUCGGUACUAUGAGGGCUGAUGAGGCCCCAGUCAGCGUUAAAGAAAAAUUAGCGCUUGUGAAAACAAAAUCAGUAAAAUUCUCAAAUCAUGUACAAUAUAAGGAAAUUGAGCCAAGUAAGAAAAUUGUUCCAAAGCAAAAGUUCACCCCUGUCUUCAAUAAGCCAGAAAGGCGGCUAUCUAUGCCCGAGACUAACAGCGUCAAAGCUAGGCUCGGUUUAAAGGACAAAAGUCAGGAAAAAAAUAAUUUGACUAUAACCAGGAACGUCUUUAAUAGAUUAGGUGUUUGAAGUUUUGUCUUGCGAGUUGUGUGGUAAUUUUUGUGGUUUUAAAUUUGAAAGAUGUAGAAGUAAUCUACAAUUUAUGAUAUAAUUAAAGCGAUAUCUUUGACAGUUGUGAAAGGAUGGACUAAAAGCGACGGUGUAAGUGUAUUUAAUUCCAAAGUUAGCUACAUAUGGUGAAAUACAGUUAGUGAUUUCAAAGAAAUUUGCCAUCGCUGCCGAGUUGGUUUUGACAAAUUCUUACGUUGUGUUAUAUUAUUAAUGUCUGAAACUGAACAGAUUUGUUCCACAUUUAUACAUUAACUAAUUAACGCCAUCAUUUGAUUCCAUGAUUUCAUCAAGUUUUACUACAAAAUAAAUAAAAUAAAGCUUCCAUAUAAUUCAA